Molecule: messenger RNA, 3000 nt
Organism: Rubroshorea leprosula
Lineage: Eukaryota; Viridiplantae; Streptophyta; Magnoliopsida; Malvales; Dipterocarpaceae
Source: the annotation of a GenBank genome assembly
UGCGAAGAAAUCAGCCGGUGUUCCAAAAUGGAUUCAAGUGGUCGAGUUGUUGGACUUGGUAUGGAAUUAUUGAACCAAUCCAAUUAUAAUGUAUGGAAGACUUGCAUGGAAUCUUAUCUUGUUGGUGAGGACCUUUGGGAUGUUGUUGGUGGUGAUGACAUUACGGCUCUAGAAAAUAAUGAAGAAAAUGCUAAGGCCUUUAAGCAAUGGAGGCAAAAGAAUGCUAAGGCAGAAUUUGCUUUGAAGAGGUCUAUUUCUCAUGGAAUGUUUGAGCACAUAAUUUGCUACAAAUCUGCCAAUGGAAUUUUGCAAACACUAGACAGGUUAUUCAACAAGAGAGAUGUGUCUCAACUACAGUUCUCGGAGAAUCAACUAGCUAAUGAUUGUCAACCUAUCUCUGAAGCUCGUAUGAAGCGGCAUAUUGUUCACGGGUUAAAGCCAGAGUACAUUGCUUAUGUCACCUCGCUUCAAGGGUGGGCUCAACAACCAUCCUUGGAAGAGUCUAAAAAUCUCUUGUCCUCACAAGAGUCUUUGGCCGAGCAAAUGGCAAGUUUAUCUAUGACUUAUCAAGAUGGUGGUGUUGACAAUAAAAAUGUCCAUGUAGCUAAGAAAAGGAAAAACUUCAACUCAAAAGAAAAGAAAGAUGGUGCAGAAUCUAGAGUUGGUGCCUUUGAUUCUUCAAAUUUCAAGAAGAAAAACUUUAGAUGUUAUCGGUGUGGUGGUGAUAAACAGGGUUCUUCUCAAAGCAAUGAAGAAGACUGGGGAAAGUGUUUCAUGGCCAGAAUUGCAUCCAAUCCUACUUUAAUUGAUUUUAAGAAUGAUUGGAUCAUAGAUUCUGGUUGUGUUCAUCAUGUGACUGGUGAUGCUUCCAAGUUCUCAAGUCUCCAUCUUUAUAAAGGCAAAGAUGCAAUUAUCAUAACUGACAACACGGUUCACUCUGUGGAAAAAGAGGGGACAAUUAUUCUCGGUGGAUACAAGGAAAAGUUCGUUACACUCAAUAAUGUGUAUCAUGUCCUAGAAUUAAAAGCUGAUGUUGUUCAUGUUGGUAAAAGAAUUGAUGAUGUAUUCACUUGGGUUUAUUUUGUGAAGAAGAAAUCAGAAGUUUUCCUCAAAUUUCAAGAGUUCAAGGAAACUGUUGAACGAGCUCUUGGAAGGAAAAUCAAAUGGCUUCAAACUGACAAUGGAGGUGAAUUUACUUCUGAUGCUUUUAAUUCCUUUUGUCGUAGUGAAGGGAUAAGAAGAGAACUCUCUUGUGCUCACACUUUGCAGCAAAAUGGAGUGGCAGAGAGGAAAAUUAGACAUCUUGCGGAAACUUGUAGAAGCUGGUCACAUGCAAAAAAUCUGCCAAAAGAAUUAUGGGCAAAAGGAAUGAAAUGUGUAGCUUAUGUGAUCAGCAGGGUGCCACUUAGUCCAACCAACAUGAAGUCUUCUUAUGAGUUGAUGUUUGGUGAGAAGCACAAUGUUAGGCGCUUCAAAAUUUUUGGCUCUAUCUGUUUUGUCCAUGUGCUAGAUUCUCAAAGAAACAAGUUUGAUGCCAAGGCUAGAAAGUGCAUUUUUGUUGGCUAUGAUGAACAAAAAAAGGGCUGGAAAUGCAUGGAUCCUAUCUCUCACAAGUUUGUUGUGUCAAGAGGUGUGGUUUUUAAUCAAAUUUCAUCCUACUAUGGUUCUACUAAGGAUUUGGAGCCUAAAGUUACAAGUUUUCCUUUCACAUCAAAUUCAAAUUCAUUUGCUUCACAGGAAAAGCAUGGUGAAAGGGGGAGCUCCAGUUCAAGUGCAAAUGGACCAUCUGACGAUGAAGUUCCUUUGUGCUUUGAAAGGAAAAAGGUGUCAAAAAUUAAGCGUAAUGUUGAUGGGAGCAUAGACAGAUAUAAAGCAAGGCUGGUUGCUCAUGGAUUUUCUCAAAAGUAUGGAGAAGAUUAUGAAGAAACUUUUAGUCAUGUUGCCAAGAUGACUUCAGUUUGUACAAUAUUAGCUCUUGUAGCCUCUCAAAAUUGGAAGUUGUGGCAACUUGAUGUCAAAAAUGCUUUUCUAUAUGGAGAGCUUGAUAAAGACAUUUACAUGGAGCAACCACCAGCCUAUGUUGCCAAUUCUCAUCCAGACUUUGUUUGCAAACUCAAGAAAGCUCUUUAUGGGCUAAAGCAAGUGCCAAGGGCUUGGUAUGGAAAAAUGGCUCAAUAUUUGCAAUUUUGUGGUUAUCUUGCUUUAGAUUCUUAUCAUAGUUUAUUUGUGAAAAAGCAAUCUAGCUUGCAUGUUAUAGUUCUGCUAUAUGUGGAUGACAUAAUAAUAAUAGGAAAUGAUGAAGAAGAAAUUGCAAGACUACAAGAAGAGCUCUCUAUUCUUUUUGACAUGAAAAAUCUAGGAGAGUUAAAUCAUUUUCUCGAUUUAGAAGUUGAAAGUUUGGAAAAUGGAAUUUUUGUAACUCAAAGAAAUUAUGCAAAAAAGCUUGUUGCAAAGUUUGGCUUGAAGGAAGGAAAAAAGCACUCUACUUCGCUUGACAUAAAUACCAAGCUAAGGCGUGAUGAAGGCUCCUUGUUGUCUAAUCCUCAACCUUAUCAUGCUCUUGUUGGAAAUUUGAUUUCUUUGACUAUAACAAGGCCAAAUAUUGCAUUUUCUGUUGGUCUUGUUAGUAGGUUCAUGCAAUCACCUCGAAAGCCACAUCUUGAGGCUGUGAAGAAGAUUUUGAAGUAUGUCAAUACCACCCUUGACAUGGGAUUGUUCUACAAGAAAGGAGCAAACUUUUCUCUACUUGGUUUCACAGAUGUUGAUUUUGGUGGAGCUUUGGAUAAUCGCAAAUCGACAUCUGGUUAUGUGUGGGACUGGUAUUUCUUGGUGUAGUAAGAAAAAAGAUUCAGUUUCUUUGUCAACUACUGAAGCAGAAUAUAAGGCUUCUACUCAUGUAGCUCAAGAAUGUGUUUCGCUUUGAAGGCUCAUUGAGGAUCUUGAUUCUCCUAUUCAAGGUUCAACCAGCCUUUAUGGAGAUAAUCAAAGUGCUAUUAGGCU